This is a messenger RNA of Hibiscus syriacus, 746 nucleotides long. RefSeq names its product chalcone--flavonone isomerase-like. Gene Ontology annotation, biological process: flavonoid biosynthetic process. Lineage: Eukaryota; Viridiplantae; Streptophyta; Magnoliopsida; Malvales; Malvaceae. Gene Ontology annotation, molecular function: chalcone isomerase activity. The record is from RefSeq and is a predicted model, not a curated record.
ACGAAAAUUGAAGGCUUUAAAUCAACGACAGCGAAAUGUCUACGUCGCCAUCCAUCACCCAACUCGAGGUGGAGAACGUUACCUUCCCUCCAUCGGUGAAGCCUCCGGGUUCCACCAACACUCUGUUCCUCGGUGGCGCAGGAGUGAGAGGGUUGGAUAUCGGAGGAAAGUUCAUAAAGGUCACCGCGAUCGGAGUGUACUUGGAAGAUAACGCAGUGAAGUGCCUUGCCGCUAAGUGGAAGGGUAAGAAUGCCGCGGAGUUAGCGGAAUCCGUCGAGUUUUUUAGAGACAUCGUCACAGGCGACUUUGAGAAGUUCAUACAGGUAACAAUGAUCCUGCCAUUAACGGGUCAACAGUACUCUGAGAAAGUAGCGGAGAAUUGCGUUGCCAUCUGGAAAUCUCUUGGAAUCUACACUGAUGCAGAAGCAAAGGCCAUUGAAGAAUUCCUUGAGGCCUUCAAGAAUGAAAACUUCCCACCUGCCGCCUCCAUUCUUUUCACAGUAUCACCCGGCGGUUCUGUAACAAUUGGAUUUUCCAAAGAUAUGUCAGUGCCGGAAGCAGGGAACGUGAUAGAGAAUAAACAACUAGGAAAUUCAGUGCUGGAGUCCAUCAUUGGUAAGAAUGGAGUUUCUCCAGCAGCAAAGCAAAGCUUGGCGUCCAGAUUCUCACCAUUGUUGAAUGAGAGUCUUAACUAGAGUUUCACUGUCUCCUUCGGACCAGCCGAUGUUGUUGUUUUUAAAAUCUUA